This is a messenger RNA of Pistacia vera, 3351 nucleotides long. RefSeq names its product protein NLP7-like. Gene Ontology annotation, molecular function: protein binding; DNA-binding transcription factor activity. The coding region runs from base 16 to 3018 and encodes 1000 amino acids. The transcript has 5 exons. The record is from RefSeq and is a predicted model, not a curated record. Lineage: Eukaryota; Viridiplantae; Streptophyta; Magnoliopsida; Sapindales; Anacardiaceae.
UAACAACCGGAGACAAUGCCCGAACCGGACGAAGAUACCCACCUCUACGUUCCUUCUUCUAGGUCAAAGGACGUUACGGUUGUAGCAGCUGCUUCGUCCAUCAUGGACUUGGACGUUGAUCUUGAUCUUGAUAAUCCUUGGCCGUUGGAUCAGAGCGGUUUUGUCUCCAACCCCAUGUCUCCCUUUCUUAUUUCUACUUCUGAACAGCCUUGCUCUCCUCUUUGGGCUUUUUCUGACGCCGACAACGACGAUAGAAUCGCUGCUCAUGCCAAUUAUCCUCUCUUUCUUAAAUUUGCAGGUAAUCCGAGUGCUGAAACUGAAAACCCAAAAGAUAAUGACGAAAACAGAAAGCUUCCUAGUCUUCCUUCCCCUUUUUCGGGACUGGUGCCCUUAGAGAACUCAGAUGGAUAUUGUAUGAUUAAGGAGAGGAUGACCCAAGCAUUGCGGUACUUUAAAGAAUCAACUGAGCAACAUGUUCUAGCUCAAGUUUGGGUGCCAGUAAAAGUCGGGGGUCGGUAUGUUCUAACAACUUCAGGGCAACCCUUUGUACUUGAUCCCCAUAGUAAUGGUCUACAUCAGUAUAGGAUGGUCUCUCUGAUGUAUAUGUUUUCUGUGGAUGGGGAUAAUGGUGGAGAGCUUGGGCUUCCUGGCCGUGUUUUCUGGAAAAAGUUGCCGGAAUGGACGCCUAAUGUGCAGUAUUACUCCAGCACAGAGUAUUCACGACUUGAUCAUGCUCUUAACCAUAAUGUUCGAGGAACCAUGGCUCUGCCUGUUUUUGAACCUUCUGGGCAGUCCUGUGUUGGUGUAAUUGAGCUUGUACUGACUUCGCAGAAGAUUAACUAUGCACCGGAGGUUGAUAAAGUCUGCAAAGCUCUUCAGGCAGUAAAUCUCAAAAGCUCAGAAAUCCUGGAUCACACGAGCACACAGAUUUGCAAUGAGGGGCGCCAAAAUGCACUGGCUGAGAUUUUGGAGAUAUUGUCAGUUGUGUGUGAAACACACAAAUUACCAUUAGCUCAGACUUGGGUUCCAUGCCGGCAUCGAAGUGUUCUGGCCUACGGUGGUGGUUUGAAGAAAAGCUGUAGUAGCAUCGAUGGUAGCUGCAUUGGACGAGUCUGCAUGUCGACAACUGAUGUUGCUUGCUACAUAGUAGAUGGUCACAUGUGGGGUUUUCGGGAAGCUUGUGUUGAGCAUCACCUACAAAAGGGUCAGGGGGUCGCUGGGAGGGCGUUUUUCUCCCUCAGUUCUUGCUUCUGCAAUGAUAUUACUCGAUUCUGCAAAACUGAGUACCCAUUAGUACACUAUGCACGCAUGUUUGGAUUAACCAGCUGUUUUGCUAUCUGCUUACGGAGCACUUAUACUGGAGAUGACGAUUACAUUCUAGAAUUUUUUUUGCCCCCUGUCAUUAGAGACAGUUAUGAGCAACAAACUUUGUUAGGCUCCAUAUUAUCAACAAUGAAGCAGCGUUUCCAUAGUCUUAAAGUUGCCUCCGGGGUAGAAUUUGAGGGUGAAGGAUCAAUCGAAAUCAUUGAGGCUUCUGUGGACGAGAAACUUAUUUCAAGAUUUGAAUCUGUUCGAUUACAAUCUGUGAGAUCACCGCCUGGCCUUAAUGCAUUACCAAAAGGGGGAGAGUUGCCUCAGCCAGAUUUAUCGGAGCAGCAGUUACUUGUGAGUUUUGAUACUAUUAACGAUGGAGGCAAUGUUGUAAGUGUGGGUGGGGGCCACAACCCAGUUUGUUUUCAAGAGAACAAAAACACAAAAAAGCCUUCAGAGAGAAAACGUGGAAAGACUGAGAAAUCAAUUAGUCUAGAAGUUCUCCAACAAUAUUUUGCUGGGAGUCUUAAAGAUGCUGCAAAGAGCCUUGGUGUUUGUCCUACAACAAUGAAGCGAAUCUGCAGGCAGCAUGGGAUCUCUAGGUGGCCAUCUCGCAAGAUCAAUAAGGUUAAUCGCUCCCUCUCUAAGCUAAAGCGUGUAAUUGAAUCUGUCCAUGUUGCCGAUGGAACUUUUGGAUUAACUUCUCUCACUACUAGUCCACUUCCAGUUGCUGUUGGUUCCAUUUCUUGGCCUUCUGGUGUGAAUGGCUCCAACCAACAACACUCUCCAAACUCAAAACCCUCCGAACCUUUGGGUGAAAAAAGUGAAUCUCCCAACUGUAGAACACCAGGAAAUGAUGCUCAGGCCGGGGUGGAUGAUCAGUUGUUGGGUGAAAAGAUAUUGAAUCACAAGGAACUUAGUCUUGAGCAAAAUGCACUUUCACCUGAAAUAGAUAAAGGCUCGAAGAGUUCCGGAACAGGGAGUGGGUCAAGGGAAGGAAGUGCUGGGACCCCCACUUCUCAUGGUUCGUGCCAAGGUAGCCCUGCAAACGCAAGUGCGCCUUCAAAGGAUCCACAUGUUUCUGUUAUCCAUGAGCCCUGCUUUAAAGUAGGGGGCUCCCCUGAAUUGGCACUUCAAACCACAGGGGAAAUGAGUUUAACUGCUGCAUUCUCAAUACCUGAUGCUCUUGUAACAACAGAACUUCAAGAACCGUUUGGAGGAAUGUUAGUGGAGGAUGCUGGAAGCUCCAAGGAUUUGAGAAACCUAUGUCCAGCUGCAGUUGAUGCUAUUGUGGAAGAACAGUUUCUGGAAUCAAGUUGGCCAAACCUGACACGUGCUACUUUGUUAUCUCAGCAUCCCCUGGCUACUUCGACUCAAACAAUACCACGUGUACCUGCUCGGCAGGAAAUGAAGAGUAUGACUAUAAAGGCAACUUAUAGAGAAGAUAUAAUAAGAUUUCGAAUAUCUUUAAGUUCUGGUAUUGUGGAAUUAAAAGAGGAAGUGGGCAAGAGGCUGAAGUUGGAGGUGGGUACUUUUGAUAUAAAGUAUCUAGAUGAUGAUCAAGAGUGGGUUCUGAUUGCCUGUGAUGCCGACUUGCACGAGUGUCUGGAUAUAUCAAGAUCAUCAGGCAGCAACAUAAUCAGAUUGUCAAUUCAUGACUUAACGACCAACCUUGGAAGUUCUUGUGAGAGCACUGGGGAGUUAUGAUUAGAUUGUAAAUAUUGUAAGUUUAGAGCAUAAUUAAUCCGUGUAGUGUUAGGAUACCAGGAGAGUGAACGUGUAGAUUUUGGUUCUCUUGAGGCUGCUUCAGUAGUAAACAGUUUUCCGUUGUCUUCAGUUUUACUGCUUUAAAUUGUUAAUAUUUGCAUGUUUAAUUUUUAAUGGGUAAUUGAUAUAGAAAUCGGAACUCCAUUAUGGUUUUCUUAAUGACUUGUCUUUAGACGGUUAGAAAUUCUCCUUUGUUAUACAAAAUUGAAGUCAUGAACCUCCAAGCUUCAUCCAUGUCCCACGAAGAACCUCUUGAAGGUCAUCAUUGUUCUU